Molecule: messenger RNA, 3418 nt
Organism: Eubalaena glacialis (North Atlantic right whale)
Lineage: Eukaryota; Metazoa; Chordata; Mammalia; Artiodactyla; Balaenidae
Gene: IL17RD
Product: interleukin 17 receptor D
Exons: 13
Coding region: 36-2249 (737 amino acids)
Molecular function (GO): interleukin-17 receptor activity
Source: RefSeq, a predicted model, not a curated record
AGCAGAGUAGGGCCGGGCUGGGUGAGCGCACGGCCAUGGCCCCGUGGCUGCAGCUCUGCUCUGUCUUCUUCACAGUCAACGCCUGCCUCAACGGCUCCCAGCUGGCAGUGGCCGCAGGCGGCUCCAGCAGAACGCGGGGCGCCGACACCUGUGGCUGGAGGGGAGUGGGGCCGGCCAGCAGAAACAGCGGGCUGCAUAACAUCACCUUCAGAUAUGACAACUGCACCACUUACUUGAAUCCAGUGGGGAAGCACGUGAUCGCCGAUGCCCAGAACAUCACCAUCAGUCAGUAUGCUUGCCACGAUCAAGUGGCAGUCACCAUUCUUUGGUCCCCAGGAGCUCUCGGCAUCGAAUUCCUAAAAGGAUUUCGGGUAAUACUGGAGGAGCUGAAGUCAGAGGGAAGACAGUGCCAACAACUGAUUCUAAAGGACCCGAAGCAGCUCAACAGUAGCUUCAAACGAGCUGGAGUGGAAUCUCAACCUUUCCUGAAUAUGAAAUUUGAAACAGAUUACUUUGUAAAGAUUGUUCCUUUUCCUUCCAUUAAAAAUGAAAGCAAUUAUCACCCUUUCUUCUUCAGAACCCGCACCUGUGACCUGCUAUUGCAGCCGGACAACCUGGCCUGUAAACCCUUCUGGAAGCCUCGGAACCUCAACGUCACCCAGCACGGUUCAGACAUGCAGGUGUCCUUCGAUCACACACCCCAUACCUUCGGCUUCCGUUUCUUCUAUCUUCAUUAUAAGCUCAAGCAUGAAGGACCCUUCAAGCGAAAGACCUGUAAACAGGAGCAAAAUACAGAGACAACCAGCUGCCUCCUUCAAAAUGUAUCUCCUGGGGAUUAUAUAAUUGAGCUGGUGGAUGACACUAAUAUGACAAGAAAAGUGAUGCAUUAUGCCUUAAAACCAGUGCAUUCCCAGUGGGCUGGGCCCAUCAGAGCUGUUGCCAUCACUGUGCCGCUCGUUGUCAUAUCGGCAUUUGCGACGCUCUUCACGGUGAUGUGCCGCAAGAAGCAGCAAGAAAAUAUAUAUUCACAUUUAGAUGAAGAGAGUUCUGAGUCCUCCACGUACAUCACAGCACUUCCCAGGGAGAGGCUCCGGCCACGGCCCAAGGUCUUCCUCUGCUAUUCCAGUAAAGAUGGCCAGAAUCACAUGAACGUUGUCCAGUGUUUUGCCUACUUCCUCCAGGACUUCUGUGGCUGUGAGGUCACUCUGGACUUGUGGGAAGACUUCAGCCUCUGCAGAGAAGGGCAGAGAGAAUGGGUCAUCCAGAAGAUCCACGAGUCCCAGUUCAUCAUCGUGGUGUGUUCCAAAGGCAUGAAAUACUUCGUAGACAAGAAGAACUACAAGCACAAAGGAGGCGCCCGAGGCUCGGGGAAAGGGGAGCUCUUCCUGGUGGCGGUGUCUACCAUUGCUGAGAAGCUCCGCCAAGCCAAGCAGAGCUCAUCCACGGCGCUCAGCAAGUUCAUUGCCGUCUACUUCGAUUAUUCCUGCGAGGGAGACGUUCCUGGCGUCCUGGACCUGAGCACCAAGUACAAACUCAUGGACCACCUUCCCCAGCUCUGCUCCCACCUGCAUUCCCAGGACCUCAGCCCCCAGGAGCCGGGGCUGCACCCCGGACGCAUUAGCAGGAGGAACUACUUUCGGAGCAAAUCGGGCCGCUCCCUAUACGUCGCCAUUUGCAACAUGCACCAGUUUAUCGACGAGGAGCCUGACUGGUUUGAGAAGCAGUUCGUUCCCUUCCAUCUCCCCCCGCUCCGCUACCGGGAGCCGGUUCUGGAGAAGUUUGACUCAGGUUUGGUUUUAAACGAAGUCUUGUGCAAGCCAGGGCCGGAGAGCGACUUCUGUCUCAAGGCGGAGGCCGCCAGCUCCGGGGCGCCGGCCGACCCGCACUCUGAGGGCCCGCAGUUCGUCUCAGACGAAGACGCGGAGGCCGGGCCCGUUCCAGGCGCCAGCGCGGUCCUGCGGCCCCUGCUGCACGCGGUGAAAGCUGCCGGUCCCUCGGACAUGCCACGGGACUCAGGCAUCUACGACUCGUCCGUGCCUUCGUCCGAGUUGUCCCUGCCCCUGAUGGAAGGGCUCUCCACGGACCAAACGGAGACGUCUUCGCUGACGGAGAGCAUGUCGUCCUCAUCAGGCCUGGGUGAGGAGGACCCUCCCGCCCUUCCUCCCAAGCUCCUCGCCUCUGGGGCAUGCAAAGCAGAACCUGGUUGCUGCAGCUACACUGGUGAACUCCAUGCGGUCGCUCCUUUGUAACAAAACGAAGAGUCUAAGCAUUGCCACUUUAGCUGCCGCCUCUCUCUGGUUCCCCAGCUCGUCUCUCUGGGUAUGUGGCCCACUUGGAGCUGAGGUCUCUUACAAGGAUAUUCAGAAUGAAAUUCUGGCCAGUACUUGCUGUCCUUGCUUCUCUUCUCUACCAGGUAUAUUGGCAGUCUCCAGUUUUCUGAAACCAUGUGGAGCUCUGAAGGGCAUGUCCAUUAUGCCUGACAGCAGCUUGCCAUGUUGGGUCAGACUGGAUUAGAGCCAAUUCUGAGAGGUAGGGAGGAAACAUGUAAAGAGAAACAGGAAAAUACCCACACUGAUUGUUCAGACUUAAUUUAUCUGUGCAAACUUUGCCUAUUCACUAUUGGCUACUUUGAUUUGAAAUGCUUUGUGGAAAAAGCACUUUUGAUGCCACUACAGCCACGGAAAUCAAGUGCCAGUCUCUCUGGAAUCCAUGUUGUUAUAGAUGAUGUUCUUUUCCAUUUUUGAUGUGGAAUUUAUGAUACCAUUUACAAUGCCAUGGGUGUUAAAAAAGCUCUGAGUCAAAGGUCAAGAAGGUGACUGAAUAUUCAAUCACCUUUCAUAAAAAUGAGUUUUUAUGUAUUAGCGGGUGGCAUAUCUGGCUGAGGAGGGAGCCGCAGGGCCAGGCUGACCAUCUAGACCGUUCUUUCUGAGAUGGGUUGGUCAGUGUGCAGAAGGCACCAGGGCCACAUCUUGAUCUGAAUAGGCAUCGUGGAGGGGCCAGAUCUCCCUGUGAGGUUUCCCGUGGUUAUAUUCACUGUGCUGAAUCUCAGAUGUUGGUGCCUGGAAGUUUAUUUUUAAGAGACUGAUACCCAACUGGGCUGUAUUACUGGAAGUUGUAAUUUUUGCUUUGGUUGGCCUCUGGUCUAAAGCUGUGUCCGGAAUGUUAGGGAUCAGAAUCCACUGACAUAGGGCAGUAGGUGGAGGUGGUAGUCACUUAAUCUGCUGAACUUGUUUUGACUAACGACAAACCUCUUUUUAAGAAGGUGAAAAGGAAGGGAUUGUUACAAAGAUGAGUGUGCUCUUUGAGUACCAUCUUUGGAAGACAUGGGGCCUGAAAUCAUUAAAUUCUUGAAUCUUAAAGUACUCCCCCCACAGCCCAGCCUGUGAAUCAGGUUUCACUUUGUUUUUGUUGUACUUAC